GAGGGUCAGAUACCCUCCCCACUUCAUGAGCAGACCAUAGCUAAUGACUCUUUAGUCACCCUGCAGACUCAUCCAGACCAAACCAUGCUUUGUACGUUGGAUGUGUCUGAAGCCUUAGAAGAUUUGGAAAGUGAGUGGUCAAGUAAGGACCCUCGUGAAUCUUGGGUGGCACUAAGGAAAGGUCCUAGAGGGGAACAUUUCGUUGUGGAAGUUGAUGUAGGAGGCCGCAAAUGUGGUGCCUUCAUAGACAUCGGCUCCACGCGGAACUACAUAAGUCGCGACUGUUUGGAAAGGUUGCGCCUACAGGACCGGGUACAGCACCUUACUAGACCUGUAGCAUCUACUUUGGCCAAUAAGGAGCACAUGAUUGUCACAGACUAUAUCAAGGAUGUAGUCUGCACCUUUUCCUAUGGAGGAGGGGAACUUAAUCACAAGAUUUCGUUCCUGGUUAACGACGACUUACCGUUUGAUAUGUUGUUGGGAAUGUACUACCUUGAGGUUGCCAAGCCCCAGUUUGACUGGGACAAGAAGGUGCUAAAGCAUAAGUUGCCUGAUGGAAGAACAGUUAGACUGACUAAGUUCAAAGCCAGUAGUAUAAUCGAUACCUAUGGCUGCUUAUGUGCAUCAGCGUUCUAUAACUAUUAUAAACAGAACCAAGAGGAGGGUGUGUACCUAGUGUAUGUCUCUGAGAAAGGGGUGGCCGUUAAAACACCCCCAGAGAUAGAACACGUCGUUGCUAAGUUCCCUGAUUUGUUUAAGGAACCUACAGGAGUCGUAGAGAGGGAGAUUGUCCACGCCAUUGAAAUCAUUCCAGAGAGUAAAACCCCAAAGGGAAGGAUCUAUAGGAUGGCUCCGGCCGAGUUGGACGAGCUUCGGCGACAACUGAAAGAGCGUACCGAAAAGGGAUGGAUCCGGCCGAGUACUUCCCCCUACGGAUCUCCGAUACUAUUUGUACCAAAGAAGGGGGGUACAUUGAGGAUGUACAUUGAUUAUAGAGGCCUCAAUGCCAUCACAGUAAAGAACGCAGAGCCUCUACCUCGCAUAGACGAGCUAUUGGAUAGGGUGCAGGGAUGUAAGUACUAUAGCAAGAUAGACUUAAAAUCCGGCUACCAUCAGAUUGGAAUAAGACCUGAGGAUCAGCACAAGACUGCUUUUCAGACCAGAUACGGUCUGUAUGAGUUUGUAGUGAUGCCCUUUGGCCUUUGCAAUGCGCCGGGUACAUUCCAGCACGUCAUGAAUAGGAUCUUCCAUGACCACUUAGAUAAGUUUGUCGUAGUCUACCUUGACGAUAUUCUUAUCUUUAGUAAGUCUGUCGAAGAGCAUGCACAACACGUUGAGACUGUACUUUCACUCCUGCAACAACACAAGUAUAAGGUCAACCUAGAGAAAUGUGAGUUUGGAUGCACUAAGAUCUUAUACUUGGGUCAUGAAGUAUCCGCGGAAGGUAUUAGGCCGGAAGAUGCGAAGGUGGCUAGUAUCAGGGACUGGCCACGACCUCAGACUGUUACUGAGGUCAUAUCUUUCUUAGGCAUGUGCGGCUACUAUAGGAACUUCGUAAAGAACUAUUCUACAGUCGCCUCUCCUUUGACUGAUCUAACUCGACUUGACACGCCGUGGGACUGGAGUGAUGAGUGCGAGGCUGCUUUCAAACGAUUGAAGCAUGCACUCAUGAAUCAUGAGGUUCUUAUGGUGCCCGAUCCUCAGAAGCCAUUCAUAGUGACCACUGACGCAAGCCAAUGCGGCAUUGGCGCAAUGCUGGCUCAACAGGAUGAGAAGAAGUUGAGGCCGAUCGAGUACAUGAGCAAGAAAAUGCCAUCAAAGAAACUGGCAAAGUCGACCUAUGAAAGGGAACUUUAUGCUCUCUACAAUGCACUUGUUCAUUGGAGACACUUUCUGUUGGGAAGGUUCUUCUAUUUGAGAAAUAACCAUCAGACCCUCAAAUGGAUCAAGACUCAACCGGCUCUCUCUGAUGCACUCAAGCGAUGGAUUGAGGUCAUAGAUCAGUAUGACUUCAAGCUAGAGUAUCUGAAGGGAGAGUACAACAAGGUUGCAGAUGCACUGUCACGUAGAGCAGACUACCUAGGCGCGCUAGUUUCUGACUUUGGUGUAUCUGAAAAACUAACUCAAUCGUUAGUGGGAGCCUAUCAGGAAGACCCUGUCACGAUGGACAUCAUACGCAAACUUCAGGCGAAAGACAAGGCCACAGAGGAUGAGCUUGUGAUGGUGGACGGGCUUCUCUUUCUUGAUAAGGCCGGUUGUAAAAGAUUAGUGAUUCCAUUUAGUGAAUGUUUGUGUAGUUUGUUUCUAGGAGAAUGUCAUGACGCAACCGGACACUUUGGUUACAAAAAGACGAGUGCUAAUCUAGUACAGCGAUUUUGGUGGUCAGGAAUGCUAGAAGAUGCAAAGAAAUAUGUGGAGACAUGUCAGGUCUGUCAGCGGGACAAGCCACGAACUCAAGCACCGCUUGGGUUGCUAAAGCCCUUGCCUAUCCCCGCUGGUCCAAGACAGAGUGUUUCCAUAGACUUCAUGGACACCCUAGUGACUAGUAAGAGUGGCAAGAGGCACAUCUUUGUCAUCAUUGAUCGAUUCACCAAAUACGCUAAACUAAUUGUCAUGCCAGAGACCGCAAGGACUGACCACGUCAUCAAGUUGUUCAUGGACAACAGGGUGCGUGAUUUUGGUUUACCAAAUUCAAUCGUUAGUGACAGAGAUGUCCGCUUCACAACUCUGGACUUCCUCCUACAUGAAAAUCGAUCCUCUGCAACUCCCAGCACUCUUGAGUAUGGUGUGCAGUAUGAGAAGUUGUUGCAGCAAGUUGUCGAGCACAUCAAGAAAGCUCAGCAAGCAAUGAUCGCUUCUGAGAACAAACAUCGUCGGCAGUCCUCAUUUCAGGUAGGGGAACGUGUCUGGGUCAACGCUAGUGAGCUAGGACAGGAAUUCGGAAUCUCUUGCAAACUAAUGCCUCAGUAUUUUAGUCCAUGGGAAGUCCUGGAUAUAGUUGGAGAUGAGAUGGAUGGUCCUACCUACGUUAUCUGUAUCCCUGGUCAUUUGCGCACCCACCCUGUCUUUCAUGCCUCAAAGCUUGCACCUUUCGCUGAGACAGAUCAGUUCCCUUCAAGGAGAUCGAUGUUGCCCCCAACCAUGGAUGGCCAAGUGGGCAUCGACGACACUGUGGAUCACAGAGACCUGCCUGUUCCAAAGCCACUGGGAAGAGGAAGACCUCCCAAGCCCAAGAGAGAAUAUCGCGUCAGAUUCAGGCAUCAUACGGAUCCAAAAGAAGAUCGGUGGUUUACCAGAGAGGAACUGAUUGACACAGCUCCUCAAGUGGUGGCAGAAUAUGAAAGGAUGUUGAAAGGGAAGGCACCUGCGAAGUAUGGUAAUGGGUACAACCAAGGAUACAACAACAACUACGGGAGGACGGGGUACCAGCAGCGUCCAAGGAACAAUUGGUGGACGGACAACCGCAAAAGGGAGAAAGAUGAAAGGUUCGACAAAGUUUGGGGAUGGUUCUCGAAGGAGAUGGAGAACAAAGAUAAGGAAAGGCGUGCCAAGGAAGAGAAACUGAAAGAGAAGGAGGAGAAGAGGAAACCGCAAGCAGCGGAAGAAGAGCGAGCUAAGGCUAAGAAGGAGAGAGAAGAAUUCGAACAGUCGCUCGAAAGGAUGGUGAAGGAUAAUAUGAAGGAGGUCUGUCAAGAAGUUUUGGGGAAGAAAGCGAGUACGAGCCGCGUAUCCACCGAUGGUUGCGUAAUGGAGGCAAGACGUGAUGACACACGUAGCAACGAAGCCAAAUGCAAGGAACAGGAUGAUCGGUGGCGGCGGGAAGACGCCGCAGCUAGAGAACAAUUGGAGAAACAACGCAUGGAGGAGAUGGAACGGCUCGGGAAAGAUAAUGAUGAUUUGAUAAGGAUGGCGUUUGGCAAAGCCAGUAGGGAGUUGGAUUUUCUGAAGACGAACAAUCAGGCUCUCGUCCAAGACAUUCUUUCUCUGAAAGACGAAGUGGAGGUCUUGAAGCGUGGCAGUAAGCGUAGCACAGAAGCUGUCACAGAGAAGAGUCCACCUAUUGAACCGGCUAAAGGAAAAUCUAGACAAGAAGAUGGCGCUCAGACACCUGCCGAGUGGGCCAAGCUAACGGAGGCCUACAGACACAUUCGAGAUGAGAACGAUAUGGUGGAACGAGAAGUGUCUGCGCUCAAGGACCGAAUCAACCGAAUCAAGAUUACGUCUCCGUCGAGUACGAAGAGGAAACUGGUACUAAGAGGGAGGAGCAAGAGCGGGGCUAGUCCAGCGCACAGGAAUGGAGAUCAGGUGAAAGUCACGUUCGUCAAAAAAGUGGGAGAGGAACGGGAUGUCUUCUUCAAAAGUGUGAACAACGAUCUGUCGAAGUUGCGCAAAAUGCAGCUCGAAACCUUGUGUGCUGAAGAAGAGAUUGACUAUGCAGGAGUAAAGAAAACAACAGCGGAUCUUGCUGACAUCUACACUAUUAGGGCAUUCGAUCGACCCACGAAUCGGAGACUCGUCAGCGACGACGAAGGCAAGUAGCAGGAAGAAGACGAGCACGAGGAGAAUGUGUCUUCCGAUGUGGCGGCAACUUCCACAGACGGACCUGCUAACUCCGAGACUUC
Messenger RNA from Chara braunii, 4622 nucleotides. The record is from the annotation of a GenBank genome assembly. NCBI's taxonomy places the organism in Eukaryota, Viridiplantae, Streptophyta, Charophyceae, Charales, Characeae.